AUAAGAUAGAAGACUCUUGUUAAAUAAAAAGGGUUAGACACAAAAGGUGCAACAAUGUCUUUGUUUGCUAAAAGUGUUUCCAUACUUUGGGUGUUUAUGCUUUUAUCAUCAAACAAUGCUAUGGCGGUGAAGAAUCUCGUUAUUGAGGUCACAAAUAAUUUGGCAGGAAAUUUGGACUUAAACGUUUCUUGUCCCAAUAUUGAUUCUGCACAUGAACAGCACCUUCUUCACCCGGGUACUCACCAUCAAUGGAGUUAUUCUGGUUAUAUGCAACCUACAAAGCCACCGUUCCUUUGUUCCUUUCAAUGGCAAGGACAAGGUGCCUCUCGUUCGUUUAAUAUGUACGUUCCAACUCUGGAUUUUUAUCGCGUACAGAGUCAUUGGUAUAUAAAACAAAGUGGACCAUGUAGGAUGGAUUAUUUAUUCCUUCCCAUGCCCACUUAUGUUUGUUCUGAAUGGGAGACUUUUUUCCCCUCCUCUUCUUUCAAUGGUAUGUUGAAUAUGUGUGUAUUUGGUAGAAGUAGUGUUUUGAUUGUGUUGGUACUUGUGGGUGUUUUGUGGUGGCCAAACGAUGCUGGGACACCAACGAAAUGGAAAGCGAAUAUAAGCGUUAAAAAUAGUUUGGGUGGAAAUAUGGGAUUAAACGUUUAUUGUCCCCAUAUUGAUCCAAAGCAGCACUUUCUGGGAACUGGGGCUUACUAUGAAUGGGUUUAUUCUGGUGGCAUUCCAUCGCCAGGAGAGACACCAUUUCUUUGUUACUUUACAUGGCAAGGUGCCUCUCACUCCACUGAUUUGUGCGUCCCAGAUAAAGAUACCGGUUGCGAAUUUGCCGAUUGGGAAAUCAAACUAAAUGGAUUGUGUAGGUACUUUGGUGCCGGACCUGGGGCCUAUGUUUGCUAUAAAUGGAAUAAUUAAAUAAACAAACUUCAGUUCAUGUUUUCUCUA
Molecule: messenger RNA, 945 nt
Organism: Glycine soja
Lineage: Eukaryota; Viridiplantae; Streptophyta; Magnoliopsida; Fabales; Fabaceae
Exons: 3
Coding region: 55-915 (286 amino acids)
Source: RefSeq, a predicted model, not a curated record